UCUGCAACAAACACAGGUUCGUUUCACUCCUCCACUAUAUUUUAUUUUGUGAAGUAGACUUUGCGCUAUGUUAUGUGCAUAUUUUUAUAACAUUUCAUGAACUUUUUAACGCAAAUAAUUAACAAUGAAAUUACACACCAAAAUUCUGUGUCGCACCUUGCAAAUGGCCGACCCACCACUGAAUUCAAAACACUUUGUUAUUUUUUAUGUAAACCUUAUGAUCCAGUUCUAGAAAACCAUUAAUUAAUUAUGGAUAAUUUGUUAAUUAUUUUAUUUUACUGCUUUAUCCCUAAAAGAGAUUUAUAUUCGGGUGUUAAAGUAUUUUGUUUGAAUUAAAAGUAUCUAUCAUGAUAAUCCUUUCCGCUUUCCAAAUCUCUUCCCGCAUUUUGUGAGAAAAAAACUAAAAAUUUUGAAAACUUUGGUGAACUUGAUAUUUUGCUUGCGUAUUUUUUUGUUUAUUUACAUUUAUUACUUGAAAUAUUAUUGUAAUAAAAGUGCAAUAACUAGUAGAUUUGACCUUGAUCUUGCGUGCGUAUCGCUAGCGAUUGAUAUUCGAACGCAGGCACUAUGUUCUCCAUAAAAAAUGAAAAUAUUGAUGAACAACUAUUUGCCCGUCACAACAUACGAGUUUCACAGCUGGACCCAACCACCAGCAUGGCACAACAGGCUCAGAACUCCAAGAAGCUGAUCCAUCUGCCUAAAGUCCGCAUGCUGAGCCGUGGGCGCCCGCCUAGCUCCGGCGUGCGGAUCACUAAUGUGAAGAGCAUCAAGCCGCCCGACCCCGAGACCGCCAAGAAGCAGGAGGAAGAUAAGCUGAGGAAGAAGGUCCACAAAGAAAUAGAAGCGAGAUCCAAGUCCUGCGCGAACAAGAGCUAUGAGUGUCUGCUCCCCGUGGUCACCGGCAGGGAGUACUGUGCCGAGCACAUCCUGCAAGACCCAACCGCCCCGUACAAGCAGUGCUCACACACAUAUAAUAAUGACAAGCGGUGCCCACUGCCCGCUCCGGCGCAGCAGCUUAGUGACCGACGGGAUCAGGGGUUAUGCUUCGAGCACGCCCGCGCGGCGAUGGCGGCCCGGCAGCGCGCCGCCGCCCCCCCGAAACCCGUCGCGUCCACCGAGACGCUGCUCAACCAGCUGCAGCAUUAUAUCAAACCGGAGCGCACCCGCACCUUAUCCUGUGCAUCAUCAGUGUCGGUGGUGAGCGACCCCGCCGAGCAGGAGCAGCUGCCGGCAGCCGUGGACCCCUUCAAACAAAUGGACGCCGUGGCCGUGAACAACAAAUGGUGUGCGUCUAUAAUGGAGUGUGCCAGCGCCAGCGAGAGCGACGCGGAUAGCGUCACGUUAGGUCGGGAUGGCGACUGCCGCGGCGGCGUGGAUGAAGACGAGGACUCUGUCGAUGACGAACCGGACCACCCUGCAUACGCACUCAAACGCGCCGGAGUAUUCACAGCAGAAGAAGCGGUAACAGAAGCGAAGAACUGCCUCCAACUCUUACAGUCGGCCUACACGAGACAGAUGCGGCGUCUACGCGCGUUGUUGCAUCAGGCUAGAUAUGACUAUCUGAAGGCGCUGAAGACUGAGAGAGAGACUUGCUGCAGUAUCAACUCGCAAGCUCGCUCCAACCCGCUAACAGCCCGGGAGCGUCGGCAGCUGAGAAAGCUGAAGGCGUAUGCCAGUUUCCAUAGACGACACGGCACACCGGCGGUAUUGCAGAGGAAGCUCAUGAAGAAACGGGCCAAGGUGAACGAGCCGCCCUCCAACCGGCCCAUCCCGUCGCUCGGGCGCUGCGUGUUCUCCGAGUACGGCGCCCGCUGCGCGCUGCCCGCGCUGCCCGCCGCGCGCCACUGCCAGAGACACGUCAUGUGCGACCCACAACAAGUGUUAUUCGUGGCGUGCGGCGACACUCGCGGCGGCGUGUCGUGUCGCGAGGCGGCGCCGCGCCUGCCGCUGCCGUCCGCCGCCUGUCGCUACCACACCGCGCCGCCGCAUUACACAGCCUUCACGUUGAGAAAAGACGGUUCAGACUCGGACUCGGAGACCCACACGGCGUCCACCGUGUCCCGCUCGCCGUCGCCGCCGCGCGACCAGCCGGACACCUGACGGUACAUGGACCGACACUUCUAUAAUAUACUGUGAACAUGUGUGUGUAGUGGAGAUAUACGUCUAUGUCUACACUGUGAACAUUUGUGUGUAGUGGGGAGAUACUUCUAUAGUAUUAUGUGAAGAUUUGUGUGUGGAAAUAGGGGAGGAAUAAGGAAGAAAAUUGAUAGACACUUUCAUACCAUGUGAACAUUUGUGGCUAGAAAUAUUGGAGGAAUUAGUGAGGUGGAAAGUUAUUGAGUAUACCUUUUGAUGAUAAAUCUCCUUUCCACGAAAGUUUGUCUUGAAAAAACCGCAAUUUGUACCUAUGAGUUGCUAUACAGCAUGUUUCAAUAGUGGUAUACUUA
This is a messenger RNA of Plutella xylostella (diamondback moth), 2447 nucleotides long. The record is from RefSeq and is a predicted model, not a curated record. Lineage: Eukaryota; Metazoa; Arthropoda; Insecta; Lepidoptera; Plutellidae.